Wasmannia auropunctata (little fire ant) is the source of this 2811-nucleotide messenger RNA. RefSeq names its product WD repeat-containing protein 36. The transcript has 3 exons. The record is from RefSeq and is a predicted model, not a curated record. NCBI's taxonomy places the organism in Eukaryota, Metazoa, Arthropoda, Insecta, Hymenoptera, Formicidae. Gene Ontology annotation, molecular function: protein binding. Gene Ontology annotation, biological process: rRNA processing. Gene Ontology annotation, cellular component: small-subunit processome; Pwp2p-containing subcomplex of 90S preribosome. The coding region runs from base 125 to 2794 and encodes 889 amino acids.
UCUUAUUAUCGCAUAAAUUAUGAUUUCAAAUAUGGUCGCGCCCUUGGUUACACGUUACACCACGAGAAGCAUGAUCGACGUAUAGCUCCGUUGAAUUCACUUUGAUUUUCUCUCGUAAUACACGAUGGUGCAGAGUAGAAUAUUCGCGCGGAAUCGAGCACUCGGCUACGUCAGCAAUCAUGUACCUCUCGUUACGAGGUACAUCCUCAGAAGAAAGGAACAUCUCGUCGUCACAUGCGUAGGCAAGGCGUUUCACACUUACGGAUGUAAACACUUCACUCUCCUGAGCGUCUCGGGUACGCACGCCGACGAUAUCACCUGCCUGGCGACGGACACGUUUCACGUGUACACGGCUAGUGCGAACAACAUUUACGCGUGGCGUAGGGGAACCGAGUUAAAGCAUACCUACAAGGGUCACGAUUGUGCGGUCCACAUUCUGUUGCCGUUCGGCGCGCACUUGCUCUCCGUCGACGAGAACAGCACCCUCAGGGUUUGGAACAUCAAAGAUGAAAAUUUACUGCUAGAAUUAAAUUUUAGCAAUAACGUCUUCAGGAUAACUACGCUGUUGCAUCCGAACACCUAUAUGAACAAGAUUCUACUGGGCAGCGAACAGGGUCAGCUACAACUGUGGAACAUCAAACUGACGAAGAUGGUCUAUACGUUCAAGGGGUGGCAGAGUAGCGUGACAGCAUUGGAGCAAGCGCCCGCGAUAGACGUGGCUGCUAUAGGCUUGAACAACGGCCACAUUAUUCUGCAUAAUCUUAAGUACGACGAGACCCUCUUCGAGCUUGUGCAAGACUGGGGUCCAGUGAUAUCCAUCAGCUUUCGUACGGACGGUCACCCUGUCAUGGCGACGGGCAGUCAAGGCGGUCAGAUAGUAUUCUGGAAUUUAGAGCAGCGGAUGGUGGAGAGCCAGCUAUGUAGUGCGCACGACGCCGCUGUCACAGGUCUGAGAUACAUACCAAACGAACCGUUAUUAGUUUCGUCCUCGCCUGACAAUUCUCUAAAGCUAUGGAUAUUUGAUAUGGCCGACGGAGCGGGUAGACUCUUGAGGAUCAGAGAAGGUCACGCCGAGUCUCCGACGAUUGUUCGAUUUUACGGAAACGACGGUAAUUAUCUGUUGACCGCAGGCGGCGAUUCUUCCCUCCGGUUGUUUUCCACCGUCACGGAGAUACUGAAUAAAAGCCUAGGUAGAGCCUCGUUCAACAGGAAAGCCUCUAGAAAAAAGGGUCAUUCGGUUGACGAUCCGCUGUUAAUGCCGCCAAUAAUUGAACUUGCGUCCGAGGUAACGCGGGAGAAGGAAUGGUGUAACAUAGCAGCCGCUCACUCCGGUUUGGGCGUGGUGACUACGUGGUCGUCUCACCUUCAGAAGAUGGGCGACCUUAAGUUACUCCCUGAGAGAUUUAAAAACAAUUAUAAUGCUACCGUAACCAGCUUAUGUUUAACAAGAUGUGGAAACUUUGUCGUGAUCGGUUACAACACGGGUCACGUUGAUAGAUUUAACAUUCAAUCGGGAAUCCACAGAGCAUCUUAUGGAAACGAGAAUGGCGCUCACGAGGGUCCUGUUAAGGGCGUCAUGGUUGACGACUUAAAUCAAACUCUUAUUACAGCUGGGAAGGAUGCAAAAAUUAAGUUUUGGGAUUUUAAACCUAGAAAAGGUAUACUUACAGCAAGAACGAUAUUAACAUUGGAAGAAUCAAUCGAAUGGAUACGUUGUCACAAUGAGAGUUCGCUUGUGGCUAUAGCCUUAGAAAAUUUCGAUAUUAUGUUAAUGGAUUUGGAUACCAGAAAAAUAGUUCGACAUUUUCAAGGACACGAGGGACGUAUAACUGAUGCAUGUUUUAAUCCUGACUCUAGGUGGUUAAUCACAGCAUCUAUGGACUGUACUAUUCGGACUUGGGACAUACCUUCGUCACAUUUAAUAGAUAUCUUUCAGGUUCCUGAAGCUUGUAUAUCUUUAAAUUUCUCGCCGACGGCAGAAUUUCUUGCAACCGCGCAUGUACGUAACGUAGGAAUCUUCUUAUGGUCAAAUCGUAUGCUCUAUUCGCAUGUGUCGCUGAAGGCCAUUAAUAAAGACGAUAUGAUACCCGAAGUGGAACUUCCUGGAUCUUCCGUAGAAGCCGAGAAAGUAGAUGAAGACGAUGUCGUCGUCGCAGAGCCGGAUUACGUAUCUCCCGAUCAGCUGGACAGUGAUCUUAUAACUAUGUCCGCUGUGGCUCAAUCUAGAUGGCAGAAUUUACUCGAUAUCGAUAUCAUUAAAAGGAGAAACAAGCCGAAACAGGCGCCUAAAAUUCCAGAGACUGCGCCAUUUUUCUUGCCUACGAUUCCGUCGUUGCAACUGCGUUUCGAUUUUUCAGACGUUAAAACUGACGAAAACACCGAAACUGCCCGUGUUCAUCCGACCUUACAAAAUCUCACUUCGUUCAACAAGAGUCUGCAAUCAGUUACCAACAAUUUUUCGGACGUAAUAGAGAAAUUAAAGGCAAUGGGUCCUAGCAAUAUCGAUUUCGAAAUUCAAUCACUGUCUUUGGACGAGAGUUCCGCCGAAUUGUCAUUGCUGCAGUUUAUGAAGAUGCUUCAUUGUAUGAUGGACCAACAGACGGAUUUCGAAUUGUCGCAAGCGUAUUUGGCGGUGUUCUUAAAGUGGCACGGUACAGCAAUCUCGGAGAACGAUACGUUACGAAAUUAUCUACGGAAAGUCCAAAAGGCGCAAACGAGAAAUUGGCUUACACUUCGAGAGAAAUUAUUUUAUAAUUUAAGUGUUGUACAAAGUUUUAAGAAAACUGUAAUGUAAAAUAGACAAAUUAUUUU